Messenger RNA from Neohortaea acidophila, 3216 nucleotides. RefSeq names its product WD40-repeat-containing domain protein. The record is from RefSeq and is a predicted model, not a curated record. Bases 1 to 3216 code for a protein of 1071 amino acids. Lineage: Eukaryota; Fungi; Ascomycota; Dothideomycetes; Mycosphaerellales; Teratosphaeriaceae. Gene Ontology annotation, biological process: ubiquitin recycling; proteasome-mediated ubiquitin-dependent protein catabolic process. Gene Ontology annotation, cellular component: nucleus; cytoplasm. The transcript has 2 exons. Gene Ontology annotation, molecular function: ubiquitin binding.
AUGGCACCCUACACCCUCCCUCCUCAGCAUUCAACUGUGGCCCAGCUCAGCUUUGGCCCGGCAACUCAACAGACCGUCACGACCGUCACCACCACCACGACCGUUUCCCUCCCUCCUUUGAUCAUGAGACCACCCAAAGACUUGUUCGAAAGAGACGUAAAGCAGUACCCCCUGGCCUUCUCUCCAACGCCAAAAUACCUCCGACGAUUCUGCACCGAUGUCAACGGCAUGCCCAUCCGGUUUCAGGAGGAAGAGGAUGCACGGGAAACGGUCAGGAAACAUCGAGAACUGCAGGCAAAUAUCCAUAUGCAGGGAGGUGCCAUCCGUACCGAGCAGGACGACAAGUCGUACCGUACACCUGUGCGUGAUCUCCAACAUAGUCACGUGGGCAAGCAGGUGCACAAUGUCCGAGCGUCCGGCGCCCACAAGCGAAGCCACACUCCGCUGUCCAUAGCAGAGGCAGCGGAGCUGGCUAGUCUGGAACGAAAGAUGAAGAAACCGCGGGCACACCUACACCGCACCGACUCGGAGCUGCAGGAGCUCCCGUCCCUCAAUCAAAGAGCUGCAUCGGGUGAGAUCCCCACGCCCCGCGAUCCCUCCCUUAUCACUCCCGAAGGUGAUGCCGCGCCUCCGAAUGCCCCUGCCAGACUACACGCCAAUAGACACGCACGCCGGACGAAGGGUCUGACGAGACCGUCUCAAUCUCGGUUGCAAGAACUGCAGCGCGAGGAUGGCGAAAGCGAGGAUGACGUGCACAUGGCGGAUAGCGAGUAUCAAGAGGAAGACUCCCAGCUUGGUCCGCCGUUCUACGGUGGUAGGACCACCAGGAAGCGGAGCCAUCCGGAUGACCACGCUUUGCCAGGUGCAAGUCAGACGAGAGGCGCAACCACCACCACUCCACCCAUGAUUGACGCCGAAUACGAAGAUACGCCGCCGCUGGAGGAGUUCCGCCGGCCCAAUCUGCCAAACCUGGUCACCAGCUCUCAGCAAGACGCGAGCCUGCCAAGCCCUAGUCUGUCGCCCAUCACAGCUGCCGCCAAUUUGGCAUCACGGCAGAACGCCUUUGAGAUUUCUUUCGGCGAGCACAUGGGUGAAGAUGAAAGCAUGGUCCCGGCGUUGGACUUGGAAGACGGCGCCACUGCACCGAAUCCUUCGUUUCCUUCGAAAGCUAAUACGUCUGGCACCCGGCCGGAGGUACCGCGAUUCUCCGAUACUCGUACCCAUCAGCCGCAAUACAGCAGCGGGCCCACCGUCAUGGACAUUCCCACCAUGGUUGACGCUUUCGAUAGCAUGCCCGAGACUAUGCAGACGUACAUCAUGUACCAGCUUCUGCGACGCUGUGCGAAGCCGACCCUGCAAGUGGUUGCGAACGUGGUCAACCCUGCUCUCAAGUGCGACCCCUUCAAUGUUCUUCCCGUCGAGCUGGGUCUCAACAUCGUUCGGUACCUUGACGUCCAGAGCAUGUGUCGCGCGGCACAGGUGUCGAAGCGUUGGAGGAGGCAUAUCAAUUCGGACGAGAAGGCCUGGAAAGAUCUGUUCGAUCGAGACGGCUUUGUCCUACCCGAAGGGGAGAUUGCCAAAGCCGUCAAGGAAGGCUGGGGCUGGCAGCAUCCGGGUGAGCUCGGGUACGAAGAAGACUUGAGCCAUUCCGAGUCGAAGUUUGCAGAAGAGAGCUCGUCUAGUACGGCGGCGACGAGUGUGAGCAGCGAUGAUGAGGAGAUGGCCACAUCCAGCACCGUUGCCGCCAAAUUGAAGCGCAACGGCUCGAAGCUGCUGAAACGCCGCGCCAUUCAAAUCUCGUCGUCGGCAACGAAACCGAGCACGUCGACCUCGGCACUUCACGUCAAUCGAUUGCUCUCUUCCGCUCGAGGACCCAAUGCUCUGGCGAACGCGGCUGCACAGGAGGUGAAGCACCCGGCGGUCGGCUUACCCAGCCUACGCAGCAUGCACCUCUUCAAGUCCUUGUACCAACGCCAUUACCUCAUUCGAAAAGCGUGGAUGACGGAAGACAGUCAACCCCAGCAUCUCGCGUUCCGGGCACAUCACCGACACGUCGUCACGUGUCUGCUAUUUGAUAAUGAAAACAUCUUGACGGGGAGUGACGAUGCGAGAAUUAACGUCUACGACACCAAGACUGGCGCUCUAAAGAACCGGCUCGAGGGGCAUGAAGGGGGCGUGUGGGCCCUGCAAUACGACGGCGACACUCUCGUCUCUGGGUCGACCGACAGAAGCGUGCGCGUUUGGGACAUCAAGACGGCACGAUGCUUGCAAGUUUUCCAAGGGCACACGUCGACUGUUCGAUGUCUGGUCAUCCUGAAGCCGGAGGUGGUCGACCGUGCACCGGACGGAACGCCCAUAUACAUGCCCAAAGAGCCCCUGAUCAUCACCGGAUCUCGAGACUCGACUUUGCGUGUGUGGAAACUGCCACAGGCCGGCGAUCGCCCAGUUUACCAGACGGGGCAGCAUACCAAUGACCGCGACAAUCCGUACUUCCUCCGCGCCCUCUCCGGACACCAUAACUCGGUACGCGCGAUUGCCGCACACGGUGAUACGCUCGUGUCCGGCUCAUAUGACUGCACUGUGCGGGUAUGGAAGAUCUCCACUGGCGACCAGAUGCACCGCCUCCAAGGCCACACGCAAAAGGUGUACUCCGUCGUCCUCGACCACGCACGCAACCGCUGCAUCUCCGGCUCCAUGGAUAACCUCGUGAAAGUUUGGGAUCUGCAGUCGGGCGCGUGUCUCUUCAAUCUCGAAGGCCACACCUCGCUCGUCGGCCUGCUCGACCUCUCACACGACCGCCUUGUCAGCGCUGCGGCGGAUAGCACUCUCCGUAUCUGGGAUCCCGAGUCGGGCGUAUGCAAGGCCACGCUGUCUGCGCACACCGGCGCGAUCACCUGCUUCCAGCAUGACGGGCAGAAGAUCAUUUCCGGCAGCGACCGAGCGCUCAAGAUGUGGAAUGUGCGCAAUGGCGAGUGCGUGAAGGAUCUUCUGACGGAUCUUAGUGGGGUCUGGCAGGUGCGAUUCGACGAGCGCCGAUGCAUUGCCGCCGUGCAACGGAAUAACUUGACGUACAUUGAGGUACUUGACUUUGGCGCUUUCCGCGAUGGCGUUCCGGCGGAGGAUCUUGGCCGCCGGAUUGUGGUCGAUUGCCGUGGCCGCGAGAUUGAAGACGUGGAUGCCGGGCAUGCUGAUGCCGCGGUCCCAGCAGCAGCCUGA